AGCCUUCUCGUCACAAAUCGACUAGGGCGUCUCGGACGGAAGGAGCCCAUCCAACCCAACGCAGAAGCAAAAACCCCCCAAUCUCUGCGCCGCCGCCGCCGUCGUUCCCUGUCGUUCUUCGGCCUCCUCCGCCGUUGUAGUCGCGGCCUCAUCGUCGCCUACCGAUCUCCACCGCCCCCACUGCCACCGAUCCCACCAGAGGUGUCGACAUGUCUCAGAACAACCCGUCCCAGCUCCUCCCCUCAGAGCUGAUCGACCGGUGCAUCGGGUCCAAGAUCUGGGUGAUCAUGAAGGGGGACAAGGAGCUCGUUGGCACCCUCUGCGGCUUUGAUGUCUACGUCAAUAUGGUGCUGGAGGACGUCACUGAGUAUGAAUACACUGCUGAAGGGCGCCGCAUUACAAAACUCGACCAGAUCCUCCUGAACGGCAACAACAUAGCCAUUUUGGUUCCUGGUGGUUCACCACCUGAUGUGUAAUGAGCUUUUGCUUCCCAGAGUAACCAUUCUGGGUGAAGGAAUCCCCUUUAACUUUGCACCUUAUUUUGGGUAAUCAUUGGGUGUUUCUCAUCUCGGAUGUGGUCCCCUGUUCGUGAUUGUACCGAAGUUUAUUGUUUACUCUGUGUCAGCAUGGAAGCUCUCUUCUGUAUUGAACUUACUGACCUGAAGUAGUGUGCCUGCAUAGCUGUGGUUAUAUGAUUGGCUAUGCUAAUUCUGUGUAUCUCUGCUCAUCAUCAUUGUACUGCAAUGUGAAUGGUAAUGGAUUAUGAAGUAACCUGAUAACUCGAAGUGCA
Molecule: messenger RNA, 790 nt
Organism: Sorghum bicolor (sorghum)
Lineage: Eukaryota; Viridiplantae; Streptophyta; Magnoliopsida; Poales; Poaceae
Product: sm-like protein LSM5
Exons: 4
Coding region: 210-476 (88 amino acids)
Biological process (GO): mRNA splicing, via spliceosome
Cellular component (GO): U4/U6 x U5 tri-snRNP complex; Lsm1-7-Pat1 complex; U6 snRNP
Molecular function (GO): RNA binding
Source: RefSeq, a predicted model, not a curated record